Miscanthus lutarioriparius is the source of this 1197-nucleotide messenger RNA. Lineage: Eukaryota; Viridiplantae; Streptophyta; Magnoliopsida; Poales; Poaceae. The record is from the annotation of a GenBank genome assembly.
AUGGGAGAAGAGGGAGGAGGCGGACCUGGGGCAGACGACGGCCAUGGGAGGGGGGCUGGUGGUCCUGGGCUUCAUCGGCCCCAGAUUCACGGGUGGAGGGCAUCGGCGGUCGCGGCAGAGGGUGUGGGUCGAGCCGCGGUGGACGUCGGUGGCCGCGACAGAGGCGGGGGUCGCGACGCGGAGGACGGCGACGGCGGCUUCGAAAAUCUUCUAAGGCUUUAUGUGGAUAUUGAAUUCACUGGCUCCCAUACACAAUUUUUUGACAAGUUUAACAUUCGACAUAAUAUUGCUGAGCUUCUGGAGUAUUUAUGGGAUGCCCCCAGUCACCGAAAUGCAUGGAGACAAAUAGCUAAAGAGGAGGAGAAGGGUGUAUACUUAAAUUUUCUUAACUUUCUCAUCAAUGAUAGCAUCUAUCUUCUUGAUGAGAGCUUGAACAAAAUUCUUGAACUGAAAGAAAUAGAGGCUGAAAUGGCUAACACUGUUGAGUGGGAGCGCAGACCUGCUCAAGAAAGAGAGGAGCGGCUGCGUGUAUUUCAUCAGUGGGAAAAUAUUGUUCGAUUUGACAUGAGGCUAGCCAAUGAGGAUGUUGGGAUGCUUGCAUUCACCUCGGAACAAAUUCCAGCACCUUUCCUUCUCCCUGAAAUGGUGGAAAGGGUUGCGAGCAUGCUUAAUUACUUCCUCUUGCAACUUGCUAGUCCCCAGAGGAAAUCUUUGACUGUAAAGGAUCCGGAGAAGUACGAGUUCAAACCGAAGCAGCUAUUGAAACAGUUGUUUGCUAGUGUAGCUAAUAUUCUACGGAAGAUUGGGGGUGAUCCCAAAAUCAUACAGGAGUUUAUGCAACUUGAUGGUAGGGCAAAAGCUGCUGCUUCGGAAGCUAUGGAUGCUGAGGCAAUCCUUGGGGACAUACCAGAUGAAUUCCUCGAUCCAAUUCAGGGACGGGGAUGGGGAAGAAGUGCUCCCCAUGAGUCUUCACGGGGACAGGGACGGGAGAAUUUGCCCCUGCGGGAACGGGGAUGGGGCAGUAACCCUCGACGGGGAAUUCUCGGUCGACAUUUCGACACUCAAGACAUGCUGAUACCAAACACGGAACUCAAGUUGCAAAUCGAGGAAUUUGUCCGGUCCCAGCAGCCGAGAAAGCGAUCUGCUGCGGUGUCAGAGAUUGGCGAAGCGGAUGGUGCUGAUGAUAUGGCCGAAUGA